GAGAUCGACCCUCGGGAUGUGCUGGUGGGAGAGCGGAUUGCCAUUGGCGGCUUUGCAGAGGUGUUCAUCGGCCGGUACCAAGGCACGCUUGUCGCGAUCAAGCUGCUGACGGCCGUGGACGAGCUUGGGCAGGAACGGUUCCGGCGCGAGGUGCAGAUGCUGGAGUCGGUACGGCAUCCCAACAUUGUGUUGUUCAUGGGCUGGUGCUCCCAGCCGCACCUGGCGAUCGUCGCGGAGUUCAUGCACCGCGGCAGCCUGUUCAAGCUGCUGCGCCGGGGAGGCGACCGGCCGCUGGACCCCAGGAUGCAGCGCUCGGUGGCGGUGUCGGUUGCGCGCGGCAUGUCGUACCUGCACACGCGCUCGCCGCCACUUAUGCACCUCGACCUCAAGUCGCCCAAUAUCCUGCUGGACGACCGCUGGAGGGUCAAGAUUGCAGACUUUGGGCUGAGCCGCGUUCGGUCCCACACCUUUGUGUCCGGCACCGGCGCGGGCACGCCAGGGAUGGCGCCCCGAGUGCUGGCGCAGCAGGGCUUAGACGAACGGAGAAAAGUUUUAGUGCUGUGGGAAACGCUCACCGGGCAGCAGCCAUGGGAGGGCAUGCACCCGAUGCAGGUGGUGGGCGCGGUGGGAUUCCAGGGCCGCCAGCUGCCACCACCCCCUCAAAACGACCCCUUCCUGGCCGACCUGUGCCGCCGCUGCCUAGUGCACGACCCCCGCCACCGCCCCUUCUUCCCACAGAUUGUC
This is a messenger RNA of Chlorella variabilis, 744 nucleotides long. RefSeq lists its product as hypothetical. Gene Ontology annotation, biological process: protein phosphorylation. The record is from RefSeq and is a predicted model, not a curated record. The annotation marks the transcript as partial. Lineage: Eukaryota; Viridiplantae; Chlorophyta; Trebouxiophyceae; Chlorellales; Chlorellaceae. Gene Ontology annotation, molecular function: ATP binding; protein kinase activity. The transcript has 7 exons.